Clonostachys byssicola is the source of this 1569-nucleotide messenger RNA. The record is from the annotation of a GenBank genome assembly. Lineage: Eukaryota; Fungi; Ascomycota; Sordariomycetes; Hypocreales; Bionectriaceae.
AUGUUUCGCGAACUCGUCGUAUCAUCCUGGUCGCGGACUGUCGAGAGUGUGCACUCUGGCAACAUAGAAUUGAUUGUGGGUAUCAUUGUGAUACUCUCGAUCUUUUCCCUCAGAUCCAGGAAGGGCGACCUAAACAUUACCAAUGCCCCGACGUAUGGCUACAGAUCGAUACUGGAGCCCAAAUGGCUUCUCCAGUUGAGGUUUGUAACUGGGGCAAGAGAUAUCAUUUCAAGUGGCUAUCAACAGUUUAAAGAUGUGCCUUUCAUCCUACGCCGCUUUGACACUGAUUACAACAUCCUACCAGCACGAUAUCUCUCUGAGAUAGCUGCCAUUUCACCUUCAAUUCUUAGUGGAGUCUCUGCCACUGCCGAUAAUAUGCUUUACGAAUGGACCGACCUCCACUUUCUUCAUUAUUCAAACCUUCAUGUUCAAGUCAUGAAGAGAGAGCUAUCUCCAAAAUUAUCUAAAUACCUCGAGUGGGCGGCCGAAGAAGUCAAUUAUGCAUGGCAUAUAGAUGUUCCCGAGGCCGAUGACUGGGUUGAAGUUGAUAUCCAGGAAGUUGUGCGUAAACUGGUUGCACGCAUGUCUGCGAGAAUCUUCCUCGGACAGUCUGCAGCCCGUGAUGAGGACUGGAUCAACGUAUCAGUCGAUUUUACCAUCGAUGCAUUCACUACUGCCUUCGUCCUCAGGAUGGUCCCCACAUGGAUGAGGCCCCUUGUUGCCCGCUUCCUUCCAGCUCGGUACAGGCUGAAGAAGUACCGUGACAAGGCCGCCGAGAUUGUCAAGGUAAAAAUGGAUAAACAUGCCAACAUGCGCCGUAUACCGAAGUUUGGAGAGGAGACAGAGCAAACACUGAUGGAUUGGAUGAUCGAUCAUGCUUCCCCAAAGGAGGGCGAGCUUCAUGAGAUGGCACAUCGGCAACUCAUCCUGACACUUGCUAGCAUCCAUACAACUUCCACCAAUACGGCCAUUUUUCUCUAUGAGCUCUGCAAGCAUCCUGAGUGGACCUCUAUUUUAAGGAAGGAGAUUGAAGAAGUAAACGACAAACACGAAGAUCUUAGCAAAGUGGACAUCAGACUGUGGCACCCCCGUCUGGAGCGCAUGGACUCUUUUCUACUCGAAUGUUUCAGACUUCAUCCCCCCAUCCUGCUGAGUCCUCAACGAACGGCCCUGCAGGCCUACACGUUGAAGGAUGGAACACACAUCCCGAAGGGCUGCAGGAUUGCCUUUGCCAACGGCGAACUACAGAUGGACCCUGAAACAACCCCAGAUCCAACCGCAUUCGAUCCAAUGCGUAGCUACCGGAAGCGACACUCGUCAGAACAGGAGUAUUACCGCUCGCAGGCGGUUCUGACUGACAUUGAUAGUAAUCUCACGUUCGGGUAUGGCAAUCAGGCCUGUCCGGGAAGAUUUCUCGGCGUAGCAGAGAUCAAGUUUUUGCUCGCUAAGCUUCUCAGCGAGUAUGACUUUAAAUAUCCCGAUGGAAAGACACUGCCGGCGACGCUUUCGGCAGAUGAGAACGUAUUCAUGGAGCCGGGGGCGAAACUAAUGAUGAAAAAAAGAGCAUGA